Messenger RNA from Cercopithifilaria johnstoni, 867 nucleotides. The record is from the annotation of a GenBank genome assembly. Lineage: Eukaryota; Metazoa; Nematoda; Chromadorea; Rhabditida; Onchocercidae.
AUGCAUGUUUUUCAAUCAUCUCUGAAUAUUGAUGCUGAUGCGAUCAUCAAUCAUCUACAGGCAACAUUUCCUUUUUUCAUUAGUAAUACCUUUGCUAUUACCGCUGAAAAAGAAUUGCGAGAUCUUAUUACAUAUUCUGACCUGAAAAAAAAUGGGAAAUCAGGACAAAUACCUACACAAGUUGUUGAUAUUAGAUCAAUGGGACAGCGUAUUGUUGUAAGUGAUUCACAGGAAUCAGUCCAUUUCAUGCGUUACAAAAAACAGGAUGGUCAGUUGUCGAUAUUCUGUGAUGAGACAUCUCCACGUUAUGUAACAUGUGUAUGUCUGUUGGAUUAUGACACAGUUGCAGUUGGAGAUCGUUUUGGAAAUAUUGCGGUGCUGCGACUACCUAAAGGUGUAACCGAAGAGGUUCAAGAAGAUCCAACCGGUGUGCGUGCUCUAUGGGAUCGAGGAAAUCUGAAUGGAGCUUCACAAAAAUUGGAAGCCAUAGCUCACCUUUAUAUUGGUGACGCGAUAACAUCAAUGCAGAAGACAUCCCUAGUACCUGGUGCAAACGACUGCCUAUCUUAUACAACGAUUUCAGGAAUUAUUGGAAUUUUGGUACCAUUUAUGUCUAGAGAUGAAUUUGAAUUUUUUCAAAACCUUGAAAUGCACAUGAGAGUGGAAUAUCCGCCACUUUGUGGUCGUGAUCAUCUUGCGUAUCGUUCAUAUUAUUUUCCUGUUAAGUCAAUUAUCGAUGGUGACCUCUGCGAGCAGUACUCGCUAAUGCCACUGGAUAAGCAGAAAUCAGUUAGUGAAGAACUGGGAAGGAAACCAACUGAGAUCCAUAAGAAGCUGGAAGAUAUCCGAACUCGUUAUGCGUUUUGA